CUGAAAGGUCGCAGUGUGCUAGCAGUAAAGCAGGCUAGUUUUGAAGAAGAUGGAGUUCGUGACCGCGGCGUUUGCGGGCACGCUCGCGUCCACGGCGCAGCAGAUCUGUAUCCUGAGUAAAAACGUACCCACACCAGAGUUGUAAUGCAGAUUUGCAAAGACAGGAAGACUUGUAAUGCGCAUCCGAAUGAGAGCCAUUUCCAGUCGUGUUUUGGAAUUUGUGAUGCUGUGAACAGGAUGAGCAGAUGAAUCUGUGAUGCGGCUGCACUUUCUAACCUGCACAACACUGCAGAGUGCAACUUGUCAUGCGUGACUCACAAAACUCCUCGGCUUGUGUUGCAAAAUCCCCAUCCUGACUCUGGUGUGGGUACGUGUUUACUCAGGAUAAUCUGGGGCUACAACCUAUCCACUGCAAAUGUGUCUGGGCGGUCUGGAAUAAACUUGUCCCGCGGGGGCUCAUAGGUGAAUGACAAUAUGUUAACUUCUACAGGACGCAGCCACGCAUGACAGCUCUCUGAACGUUCCUGUGGUGCGUAAGUAACGCGCAUGGAGGAUGAGCAUUGGUAUUGCUGCAUGACACAGAGACAGCACUGUUUUGCCACAACUCGAUGCAUAUUUACAGAGUUCGGGAAUACGGAAGUUCAGCAUAAAUAAUACAGAUCCUGCAUUCUGGCAGACCCAGACAUGUUUGCAGUUGACACAACCGAAAUUUGUACAAUUUCGACACCCACAUGCGGCAGGCCAGCGUCACGCAGCGCCAGUGGGGCCGGAAGGAGUGGCUGUGGCUGCAUCGCGAGGACAUUUCGAAUUUGG
Messenger RNA from Amoebophrya sp. A120, 813 nucleotides. The record is from the annotation of a GenBank genome assembly. Lineage: Eukaryota; Dinophyceae; Syndiniales; Amoebophryaceae.